Molecule: messenger RNA, 285 nt
Organism: Miscanthus lutarioriparius
Lineage: Eukaryota; Viridiplantae; Streptophyta; Magnoliopsida; Poales; Poaceae
Source: the annotation of a GenBank genome assembly
AUGGCGCAGACUUACAGGGAAUUGUUCGGUUACAAAACCGACGCUACAGAGGAAAUUGAAGCAAUCAGUAUUUGGGUGCACAUACAGACACACAGAAUGAUCAGGACAGUCCGCCUGGUUCACCGUCACACCAUAAACCAAAAAGGUACUGCUGGAGAUAAAGCCAUGUAUAACACUUCACCGGCAAACGUGCAUUUCAACAUAGAUAUUCACAUACCAAUUAGAGGCCCAGGUCCACCGGCUCGAAGCAUAAACCAAAAGAUGGCGCUAGGAAUGCAUCUUUGA